Molecule: messenger RNA, 3780 nt
Organism: Panonychus citri (citrus red mite)
Lineage: Eukaryota; Metazoa; Arthropoda; Arachnida; Trombidiformes; Tetranychidae
Product: protein CASC3-like
Exons: 2
Coding region: 285-3431 (1048 amino acids)
Biological process (GO): mRNA processing
Cellular component (GO): exon-exon junction complex
Molecular function (GO): mRNA binding
Source: RefSeq, a predicted model, not a curated record
UUCUAUUCGCUUGCUCUUUGUGUUUAUCUAAUUUAAUUUUUCUGUUCCAUUUGUAUUUUAUUGAAUCUGUUAAAUUAUUUCUUUUUUGAUCUCAACUGAUCGUUUGUGUAUCUCAUUCUUUUAUUGUUUGGUGCUGUUUCAUUUGGCUCUUUAGCUCUUCAUCUUUGUCUCUCGAUUUUUUUUAUAGCUCUCACUGUCUCUCUUUCUUUGAGUCUGUGUGUGUGUCUCUCUCUUUCUCUGUGUCUCUGACUUUGUGUCUUCUUCUUUUUUUUUAAAUUAAGAAUAUGAGUCAAACGGAAACCAUGGAAAAAGAGUUUUCUGAGACGGAAUUGGCGGGCGGUGAAAGUUUGAUUGAAGAUGAGGAUUUGUCAGACGAAGAGUAUGUUGAGGCUCUUGGUGAACACGAUGAAGAUGGUAAUGAAAUUGUCUCAAAGAAAGUUAAAUCACCUGUUUCAUCACCCAUUCAUCAGCAGAAGAAAGAUUCUGGUAAAGAUGUUAAAACUGUGAAGAAAAGUGAAAAACCAGCAGACGAGAAACAUGAUGUUGUUGCCGUAGCUUCUUCUUCUUGUAUUGUUGAUACUGAUGUUAAUGCUACUGAUAAAGAAAAAGAGACAAGCGAAAAAGAUGAAGCCAUUUUAAAAGCCAAAGAUGAUAAGGAUACUAAUGAUGAUAUUGAUCAAAAUGAUGAUAAUGUGAUGGAUAAGACUCAAGUCAAUUUGGGUGAUGAUGAUGAUGAGGAUGAUAAUGAAGAAGAAGUAGAAGGUGGAGAAAUUGAAAAAGAGGAAAACGAAGAUGAGGACGAAGAACAUGAAGAUGAAGAAAAUGAAGAUGGAGAUGAUGGUGAAUCUAUCGAAGAUGAAAAUGAAGCUGAAGAUGAUCAGGAAAAUUCUGAUCUUUCCAAACAAGCUAAUAAAGAAUUGGAUGAUGAUGAAGACAGAAGAAAUCCUCAAUAUAUACCAAAGAGAGGUGCUUUCUAUGAACAUGAUGAUCGUUUAGGAACUGAUGAUGAAGAAGAAGACGAAGAAAAAGAACCAGAAAAGGCUGAAGUUUCAGUUGAAAAGAAACCGGAAAAUCCUGUGGUUGAAAUAAGAAAAGCUAAAAAGCUUUGGUCCGAUGAUGCUAAAUGGGGUCAUGAUAUGUUUGAUGAUGAUGAACAGAGGCCCAAACCUAGAGACGAAAUUGUUUCUACCUAUGGUUAUGAUAUAAGAAGUGAAGAUGGUCCACCCAAAGCAAGAAGACGCCGUCGAUAUGGUCGAGGUCCAAAUAGAUACACUCGAAGUUGGAAAGAUGAAGGUGCUUAUUCCAAACCUAAUGAGGCCCCAGCUCGAGAAAAGGCCAAACCUGAAGCUAAUGAUAACCCGAAAAGGGAGAAAGAGCCAAAUAGACCUUUUAUCACAAAAGAUGCCAGUGAAAAGCCCAUCGAUAAUAAUAGAAGUGGUGCUAAAGGUCAACAACAACCACUAGCACAACCACAACAACAACAACGACGUACUGAAUCUAAAUCAAUAGCAAUGGAAGGAAGUGAUCGUAAAAGACCACAACGUGAAAGAGACACAAGAGAUUCGCGAGACACAAGAGAUUCACGAGAUACAAGAGAUUUACGUGGUCAACAACAACAACGUGAUAAUGAUCGUAAUCGAGAUCGUAGGAGAAAUAGUUCCAAUAAUAAUAUGAGCCCCGGGCCCUCUAAAGAUCUAAGAGAGUUUAUUAAUAACAAAAAUGAAAGAUUAGCUGGAGUUGGAGGUGGAGAUGUUAGAAGAAAUCAAAAAAAUUUCUUUGAAAAUGAUUUUCCUGAACUUCCACAAAACAGUAAAGAUAAAAUGAUGAUGAGACAACAGCAUCAUAAUCAACAAUUACAUCAUCAGCAACAAUCAAGUGCAACAGGAGACACAAAUCAACCCAAUGCUUGGAGUAAAUCACGACCAAAGCAUUCAGAUGCUAGAGAAACUAUUCGAGGAGUUGAAAGCUCAUUAGAUUACAAAACGGAACCCUUAAGGGUACCCGAAUCUUUUGACAAUAAACACCGAUCAUUUAAUCUUUCCGAGACAAAUCCCAAGAUCGAGAUCGUUAAAACUCAAACUUUUGAAAACUCACGUUACUUUAAUAGGCGACCAUUAACCAAAGGAAGCGGAAGUCAUCAUCCAGAGCCAUCGAAUAAUAUUAAAAAAGAUCUGUCAAUCCAUAGGAAUAAUAGAGGACGAACAAGACCAACCGGUGAACGGGAUUUUAGAAGUGAAGUUGGUCGACCGAUAACUAAAACAAGUCAUUUGACUGAUGAUUAUGAAGAUGGUGGUAAUAGUAGUGGAAAUAAUAUGGAACAGCAACAAAGAAGAAAUCGUUACAAUGUUAAUAAAGAGAGAGAAUAUCGAGGUAAUCAUCAUGGUCCAGAUGAUCGUGAUCGACGUGGAGAUUCAGAUCAGAGAGGAGGGCGAAGUUAUCUUGACGAUAGACAUUAUGAGAGUCAAUUUAAUGAUAAUCAAAAUGACAUCUCAGGUGGUCUGAAUAAAUUAACACUAAUUGACAAAGGUAACAAUCGAUUAUCAUCUUCAGAGGUAAAUGAUUCAAAUAAUUUAUCCAAACCUAAACGAUACUCAUCAUUACGCCAACAUCAAGCUCAACAGCAACAGUCAGAACCUUUGUCACAACAUCAACAACUUAAACAACAACCUCAACCCUCACCAAAUCAGCAACAAUCAACACGAGAUGUACAUCAAUCAAAUUCAACUCAAUAUCCAUCUACUUCUCAACAUUUAAAUUUGAAUCAUCCAAGACAGUCAACCAAUGUUCAAUACUAUGAGGCAGCAACCGGUGCCAAUCCACAGGCAGCACCACCACCACCACAACCCCCAGCCAGUUAUUACAUUGACAAUCGGUCACCACAAUCAUCAUUUGGUUUCAUACCCUCAACCAAUAUUGAAGGAGCUUCAAAUGCGACCCGUUUCCUUUCACAAAUUGCCCCUCGUUUUAUUCCACCUCCAACCGCUCCACCACCCACAGCUCCUGAACCAAGGUUCAUGGCUCAAGCGGUCGCCGCUGCCGCAGUCGCUGCAAACCCUGCAGCAGCCGGAGCAGGUACUAUGCCCCCUGUGAUCCCUGGUCCACCAGCAGCUACUUACUUGCCAACCUAUCCACCCGGUUAUCCACAAUAUCCACCUCCACCUCCACAAACUGCAGCCCAAUUCACAAUAGCUCCCCCUCCACCUCCACCACCGCCACCAGCUCCUGAAAUGUAUCGCGGAGGUGUCACUUACUACGAUACAAUGACUCAACAAGUUAGCCCCCGACAAUUACCCCAACGAAGGCCUAAAAACGCCUUACCCAUUGUACCACCACCAGAUUUACGUAAUAAUCCCGAUGGAACAGUAGAUAACCAAGGAUAUGAAGUCGAUGAAAAUGAUUUGAAUCAAAACGUUGAAACAAUUACCUGUUAAAAAUCAUUGAUUUGAUGACAAUAAGUAAUCAAAUCAACAAAAAAAAAAGUAAAUUCAAAAGAACAAACAAAUUUAAACAACAACAACAACAACAACAAAAAAGAAUAGGAAAAAAACGUAAAUCCAAAAAAUCAACAAAAAAUUUCUUAUUACAUUUAUGGAUAAAAAAAAACAAAUCUUAAGAUAAACAAGAGACUAAAUCAAAACAAAAUUUAAAUCGACGAUUAAAUCAACUCUUCAAUCAACAAACGAGAAAAAAAAAUCAUAAACAAUUAAUUUCUUUUUUUUUGAGUUGCUUGAUUAAAAAUUUGAAAAUAAAAUAUUGUAUCUUGACAUUAUCGAAAAAAAA